GAUUAAUUGACUUCAAUUACUUAGAUUGAGUAUAGUUAUGUGGGGUGCGGUUGUGAUUUUAGCUGUUGUUGCUGCGGCAUCCGCCGAGAGUGUGCUACAGGCAUCUCCUGAGGUGGCACCACUUGAUUCCCGUAUAGUAUCAGGAUGGGACGCCCAAGAGGGUCAGUUCCCGUACAUGCUAUGGUUGCGUACCGUAAGGUGGACUGGUGACAUCACGGCUUGCGGAGGCUCCAUCAUCCAUCGAAGCUGGGGUGUCACUUCUGCUAGAUGUACUGCUCAACGUAUCGAAAUUACGAUCCACGCGGGAAGCGUGUACCGCAGCCGACCACGCGUGGUCGUCCAGGCUAGAGAUACGUUCAGGCCACCAGGUUAUGAAGAUGCUCUGCAGCCCAUCACACAGCCUAACGACAUCAGUCUCAUGAGGUUCAGCGCCGACCUUACUUUUAACGAGCACAUCCAACCAAUCAGGCUGCAGCGUUCAGAAGACAUGGAUCGCGAUUACACCGGGGUGCGGAUGACCACCAGCGGUUGGGGGACCCAGUGGACGUGCAUUGAACUUGGAUGUUAUACUCCUGACAGACUGCAGUGGGUGCACCUGAAUGGAAUAUCCAACUUCAUGUGCCUGUUGAUGCAUAACUCUAACUACCUGGUCAGGCCUACCACCAUCUGUGCUGGACCCUUCAACGUCACCAGCCAGUCUAUAUGCUCUGGUGACAGUGGAGUUCCUCUGACUGUGGUGGAAGAUGAUGGGGUGGCAACACAAGUGGGAGUCGGUUCCUUCGUCUCUGGCUUCGGGUGCCAUGUUGGUAUGCCUGGUGGUUUCACUAGGCCCGGCCACUACCAGGAUUGGAUCCGACAAGUGACUGGCAUCAACUUUGACCAGCGCAUCGUACCAACUGAGGACGCUGUAGAUCCUUCAGAAAAUUUAAAGCAAAACGAUUUUAAGCCGCAAGGAGAAGAAUAUAGAGCUUAGUUUUCUUCUAAAAGAUAAAUAAAUAAGGUUAAAGUUCUACAUUUUUGGGAAAAAAUGCUUCUGAUAUUCGUUCGCUUCGUUCAAAUUCGUUUUGUCCUGGUUGUUUUGUAAAUAGUAGUUUUCUGAUUUGUUUAUAAUGUAGUCACUUAUUAUUGUAGUUCAGAAAAAAGAAGUUAAAAAACUUCACGAUACUAAUUUUUAUUAUAUUUAUCUCUUGAUAACAAGGUUUGUUUAAUUUCUAUGAGCAUUUUAACGUAAACGCACCUAAUAACGACCCAUUAAAAUCAGCGCUCAUUACCGCCCUAUUCAGAAAACUAUCAUUUUUACGUCAUGUAUUGAAGUUACACAAUUGAUUGCUUUAAAAAAAUGUAGAUAAAUUUGUAUUGCAACUGUUCAUCUCUUGUUUGAGUGCGUAACUCGACGAUUUAAAUAAUAAUUGCUUAGUUAGUCCGUGGACGCCGACUUUAGUGCAUUUUCCAUAGUGCGGCACUUCCGAUGGCGUAAGGACUCUUGUUUCGUUUUUAGCAGAAGAUUAUAUCAUCUAGCAUAUUAUAAUGAAACUUCUAGUUAUUUUAAUGCAUUUUUGAUACUUUUAGGAACACAAGUAAUGAUUCAGUUUAAUAAGAUAUUAUUUUAUUUUGCUUUAAAUUCAAUUUUAAAAAUAGGCGAUAAUAGGAACAAAAAUCACAAUUUUAUUCCUAUUAGCGACCUAUGUCGCUGAUAAGUACUUGUCGUAUCUUUUGUGUGCCAUGAUUUUUGUUAAAAUGCAUAAAUUAAUAGGUAGGAGGGAAUUCAUAAGAAUUCAGUUCCUUAGUAUGUUAACUUAUAUUUGAGCUAUUAACGCCAUAUAUUUAAGAGCUUUAGUAGCGCUAUAUACUAUCUUAGUUCUUAUGUAAAUAUUUUGAUGAAUAAAGGAGGCAUAAUUUUUAAA
This is a messenger RNA of Spodoptera litura, 1904 nucleotides long. RefSeq names its product epithelial serine protease. Gene Ontology annotation, biological process: proteolysis. Gene Ontology annotation, molecular function: serine-type endopeptidase activity. Lineage: Eukaryota; Metazoa; Arthropoda; Insecta; Lepidoptera; Noctuidae. The record is from RefSeq and is a predicted model, not a curated record.